Linum trigynum is the source of this 1953-nucleotide messenger RNA. Lineage: Eukaryota; Viridiplantae; Streptophyta; Magnoliopsida; Malpighiales; Linaceae. The record is from the annotation of a GenBank genome assembly.
CUGGCCAUUUAGCAGAUGUUGUCGGAAGGUGGUUGGUGAUUUCGGCUGAACGGCGGGUAGAGAUGGCAACAAAACCCGAACCCACGGGUACCCACCCGACUCAAUCCGGUCAACGCGGGUAAAAUCCAUGUUGACGGGUUUGGGGUCAGGUUCGGGUUUAAACCCGCUACACUAUUCAUCGGGUCGGGUUGGGUUUGGGUUUAGGUAAACCCGCCCCAUGGGUACCCGCCCACACACAUAUAAUUACUUUCCCGGUAUAUUUAAUAUUCUAAAUAAUAUAUCUUCCUUAAACAACUAAUAAUUUUUUAUGUUUGUGGAGACAUGUAUAAUUUGUUCUUUCUAAUUGUUUAGAAUGAAGUUGAUAUUUUGAAGUGAAGAGUAGGGCUGUCAACCGGUCGGUUAAACCGAGACCUGACCAGUGCCUACCGCCCACCGACCAACCCUGCACCUUAGUUAUCCGUGAAACCGACCGGGCGGUUUCGGUUAAUGCACGGUUAAACCGGCGCCAGCGAAAAAGAAGGCGACGGUUCGGUCUGCUGUCCUAACCGACCGAAGACCGCCAAAAAACCGACCGAAGACAGACCCAAACCGACUGCUUGUUAUCAGAGAGAGAUGAAGGAAUGGUCGAAUGGAGGCGCCGCCGCGCGAGGAUGGCGGACUGGACUCUGGCGGGUGGCGGACUAGAGGGUGGCGGCGAUUGAAGGGUGGUGGCGGCGACCGAUUGGUGACUGGCGGCGCGAUUGGAGGGUGGCGAAUCGUGACUGGCGGCGAUUGGAGGGUGGCGUCGAACACCGAGUUCCCGUUCUCGUUCACGAUCUGGACUCUGGCCUGCCCUCCGGCGAAGGAAACUGUAUACAGAGAGAUCCCAUUCCGAUUCCGGGGGAGGAGAAUUCGGGGACCGAAAAUUGGGGAAGAAAGGUAGAUUUUGUCUGGGCUAAUAGGAAAUUAGAAAAUUGGGGAUUUUCGAGAGAAAUCAGCUUAGCUAGGGAUUUUAUUGGAGACCGCCAAAAAUAAUCAGCGAAUUCUCAUAUCUACAAGCGCGAAUUCAAAUUCCAAGAACUCGUCCGCUUGCUGGUGACUCUGCUCGUCCUUCCUCCUCAUCGAAGUCACCGCCGGAGAUUGAGUAGUUUCGACAAUUUCCAGUCCUCAAGCUUGAGAUCGACGGAGCGGAUUAGAUUGGCGACGACGGCCGACGAAGAAACUGACGGAGCCGGAAGAACUCCUGUUCACAGCGGCGCCCCUCUCGGCGCUCAUCUGGAUCCAGCGGGGGACGGGGAGGUUGUGGCUGUUGAAAGCCUCGGCGAUGAAGCUGGAGUCCAUUCCGCAGAAGAGGUUGUUGCAGAUCGGUCGGUUAGAGCCGGUUUGCCGGUUAACCGGCUUCGGUUACUCGGCUAACCGCCUGCCCAGACCCAAUUAACGCCAACCGACCGAGACUGAUUUCCUUCGGUUUUCGGUUAGCCGCUAACCGGCGGUUACCGGUUAGACUGGCCGGUUAGCCGCUAACCGGAAACCGAAUUGACAGCCCUAGUGGAGAGUGAAGAAACUUAGUUGACGAGGAAGAAACUUUCAAUUAAUCUUAUUGUUUAUAAAUGUUUAUCUUUAAUUUUGAACAAUUUGCAUUUGAUCAUUUGCGGUUUGCUCGUAUGCUCUAGAUUGGUUUUUUUUGUAUGAAUAAUUUGUAUGAGAAAAUUGAUGUUAAACUUUUAUUUUGAAAGAAACUUGUUAUUGUAAAUUUUUUACCACAAAAACCCACGGCUACCCACAAACCCGCGGAUACCCAACGGGUUGGGUUGGGUUUGAGUUUUUCAAACCCAGUGAGUUUUACCCGGGUUUUUUUGGAUGAUAAACCCAUGGAUUUGGGUUUGACAAAACCCGCCCCAACCCGCCCCAUUGCCAUCCCUAAUGGCGGGUGCCGCUAGAUUGACACUAUUUAUAUAAAAUGGGAAAGGGUUA